Messenger RNA from Chroicocephalus ridibundus (black-headed gull), 3295 nucleotides. It is a transcript of the gene YDJC, whose product is annotated as YdjC chitooligosaccharide deacetylase homolog. The record is from RefSeq and is a predicted model, not a curated record. NCBI's taxonomy places the organism in Eukaryota, Metazoa, Chordata, Aves, Charadriiformes, Laridae. The coding region runs from base 852 to 1778 and encodes 308 amino acids. The transcript has 8 exons. Gene Ontology annotation, molecular function: deacetylase activity. Gene Ontology annotation, biological process: carbohydrate metabolic process.
AAAUGGCGACCAACCAGAGCGAGCGGCGUGGCGCCCCCCGGGCAAGGAGGCGGAGCGCGGCGCUCUCACCUCAGGGCGCCGCGGGCCGGGCCCUGCUCUGGGCCGGGCCGCUUCGGCCGGGCGGCGCCCAGCGGGACCCUCCGCCCCACCCCAGGCCACAGCCACCCCACCCGAGGGCCUUCGCGCGGUCAGGGCCGGGCGCUGCAGCAGGCGAUGUCCCCGCGCGCCGCCGGGAGCGCCGACAGGGAUCCCCCGGAGGCCGUUCCUGCCGGAGGAGCGCGGGCAGUCUUUGAGGAAGGAAGGACUUCCUUGAAAGUUCUGCAGAGACCUGGCGAUCUGCGCCCGGCGACAUUGCCAGCAUCUCUCAGCUGCUCUCCUGACGAUGCUAGUCCUUCAAGAUGGGAUCUCCCCUCAGAGCUCCAAAAGGAAUUACCAGCCACUGCCAUUCAGUCAGCUGGCAUUUUCCAGGUGCCUUCGCUGAUGCUGGGAGAUGACAAUAAUCGCUGUGAAAAACGCAGGCUGAUAAUAUCUUGCACUCAACAUUUCUAACCUACUCGGUGCUUUCACUUUCAUCCUGGUAUAUCAAGAAUUGCUUUUCUGCAGUAAGAAAAAGCACUUCAGCGCCAGGACAAACAGGAUUUUACAUGCAGCCUGAUGGAGAACUGGCUUACAUCCAGCACGGAACGACAGCACUCUAGACGUUGCCCGUCCUGGAGCUCUCUCCUGUCCUCCCUGCCCUUGCCCAGCCCAGCAUCAGGAGCUGUGGGGGCUUCUGAGCAGGCUUUACCGCGCCGCAGCUCUCGCUCUCAGCGGGUCCGCGCUGCCAGCACACCAAGGGAUGACCUCUAAGGAUGCUCCAGGUGAAGCUAAUAGUCACUGGAGAUGACUUUGGCUAUUGUCCCCGGAGAAACCAAGGCAUCGUGGACUGUUUCCUGGCUGGUGCGGUGUCUAACGUGUCCCUUCUAGUCAACGGAAGCGCUGCCGCAGACGCAGCCGAGCUGGCAAGGAGAUACGCCAUCCCAAUAGGCCUGCACGCCAACCUCUCCGAGGGCUCUCCUGUAUGCGAGGUGCUCAAGACAAACUCUUCUCUGCUCAACCAAGAUGGGUUCUUCCAUGGGAAAAUGGGAUUCAGGACAGCUCUAUCAAAAGGUCUCCUGAAUAUGUCAGAGGUGAAGCAGGAGCUAAAGGCCCAGGUGGAGCUGUUCCGCGAGCUGACAGGUCACCUACCUCCUCACAUGGACGGGCACCAGCACGUUCACGUCCUCCCAGAGGUGAGGCACGUAUUUGCAGAGGUCUUAGAGGAAUAUGGGAUUAAGUACACGCGUGUCCCAAUAGAACCAGGCCUUCAUAACUGUGACUGGAUUCCACCAUCCCUGAUGGACUUUUAUCUGGGAGUAGAAGAAGAUUCUUUUAACACAGUGGAUGUGUUUACAAGGCAUGGAAUAAGGUGGCCAGACAUUUACAUAGGUUUGAGUACCAUGGGCAAGAACAUGUCUGUCGGUAACAUCUGGAGCGCCAUCGAUACUGCCAUCGCGGAGUUCACGUCCAAGGCGCCCUCGCCCGCACUCCCGCCGCCACAGAGCAGGACAGUGACAAUCGAGCUGAUGGUGCACCCAGGGUACCCCAGUGUCCCACCCGCCGGCGGCUGUGGGGAAGGACCAGAUGAUUUCUCACAGUCCUGGGAGCGCCUCCAUGAACUCCAGACGCUAAUUAAGCCAGAGCUUCAGAGCCAUUACAAAACGCGUAACGUUCAGCUUUGUUCAUUCAAAGAUCUUUAAGUAAACGAGCACGCGCACACACAGACACACACAUUUAGUCAUACUCUGAAGGCAGGCAGUUGCUAGCACCCCGAGAAGCCAGACCACUGUUACCAGCACAAUACCUGCUGGAACGCCGUCAGGCCCCGGGAACAGCAUGAGGCUGCUCACGGAAGGGCAGCUGCAGGCAGAACCCCAGAGCCCGACCGGCAGUUUUUGGGCCACAGCCUCUGCUCUGAAGGUGACAGACCUCUUCUGCAGUACCUGCUCGCUCCCCAGUCCAGCGCGACACGGCAGCCGGGGCCAGCCUCCUCCAGGCCUCAGCUCCUGCCGUCCUGGUGGGGAGCGGCACAAAGACAGGCUUGGCUGAAAGACCAGGUGCACCCCCACCCCGAGGCUUCUCAUCAUUUCUCUUUUGGGACUUAACUGCAAAAAAAAAGAAACAUGCUGGGGAGCAAGUGCUGCUUGGGAGCAACCGCUCUGUGCAGGGUGCCCGCGGGAGGCCUGGCAGCCUUCAGCAUUUGGCUUCCUUAAAGCACCGGGUCCCCCCCCUCCGCUGGUGCUGCAGAGCCUUCCUCUGGCCAGAGCAGUCGGGUGACAGGUUGAGCCUGGUGGUGUCUGCAGCCAUACCCCAUGUCCAGCCUCAGCCAGCACUAAUUACGGCUCUUCCUAUUUACGUUGCCUCUUGGCAUUAAGCCACCGCAGGAAAGUAACAUCAGCGACAGCCCUUUCAGAGAGGCUGCUUUUAUUUUUUUUUCUGGAUGACUUUGAAAGAGCAGCAACUGUUGACCCAUCUGCUAUUUCAGUAACUGCUGCAUAUGAGAGCUCACCAGCAACUGUUCCUGCGCUGCCCGCUGCCGCUCACACCCAACGUGUGGGAUGGCCGUGUACCAACCAUGAGCAAGUUUUCAAGUGGAGAAGGUUCUUGUAUUUCUCCAGUUUUAUUCCUGCCAUCAGAGCACUCAAACUUCAACAAGCCCUACUAAUACUGAUACGUUUCACUGUGCUCUUAACUGCAGCCCUGUCACUCACAUAUAAUGUUCACAUGGAAAAAAUAUUUUAGAUUGUUUAUGCUCGUUUUCUGCGCCAAAGUAAUCUAUUUAAUGUAAUACUUUUUGGUUAACCAAUUUUUUUAAUAUUACAAAUUUAAAUAUGAUCAUCAGUCUUUUAAAUGAAAAAUAAACUCAGGUGUUUUUCUAUUCUAAUGCUUCAGGAGGCUUUUGGUUUCAGUUACAGCUGGAGAGCACACCAAACCCACGCACCCACCGGCUGCUACUGCGGCGUGCCCAAAGGGCGUCUCUGCCUGGCGUUAAUGGGAGCCGUCCGACCCUCCCUAUAAAACAUCUCAGGAAGCUUUUGUUCUGUACAAAUACGAAAAACAACAUCAAAGAUGCUCUAGAAGAUGUUUUUCCAGGUUCUUUCCUAAAUCACUGUCACAGAAUUAAUUUGAUAAAUGACAAGUUUGUUUUUAAAAACCCCCUCCACCGUGCUGGGCAAGUGCUCCCCCACGCAGGCGAGAGCAAGGGCUACCUUUUGGA